This is a messenger RNA of Strongylocentrotus purpuratus (purple sea urchin), 13909 nucleotides long. Its product is annotated as SH3 and multiple ankyrin repeat domains protein 3. Gene Ontology annotation, cellular component: postsynaptic membrane; postsynaptic density; dendritic spine. The transcript has 21 exons. The coding region runs from base 3888 to 9806 and encodes 1972 amino acids. The record is from RefSeq and is a predicted model, not a curated record. Gene Ontology annotation, molecular function: ionotropic glutamate receptor binding; synaptic receptor adaptor activity. NCBI's taxonomy places the organism in Eukaryota, Metazoa, Echinodermata, Echinoidea, Camarodonta, Strongylocentrotidae.
ACAAGGUGUGCGGUUGUGCGCCCACAAACUAACUUUCACGUUAGUUUCUAUUCGAUGUUUUGUGUGUUUAGGUUGACCGUGAGAGGAGUAAAAAAUGCAAUGUAAGUUCUUGUGGAAUCAGCCUAAAGAAAACAAGAGUAACCAGACAAAAGGGGUACUGAAUUGCAACCGGUGGGAGUGAAUAUUGCUCCAUGGGAAUAUUCAGCUUACCCUGCAAGUGAAGCUACAUGCAGGGUUGGCAAAAGAGAAAGAACAGUCUCUCAUUUCGGGUUCUAAGACAGCCAAGCCCUAUUGUCCCGGUAAAUCUGUAAUCGUCUACGGAAUCCUGUAGGAGUUUAGAAAAAGGAAUUAUGCAGGAUUAUCACCGUUUGGGUUACUUUUGUGUGACUCUGAACCUCCCUGUGGUUACUCCUUUCAUUUAAACACAAAACUCAUGCUGUAAUACGAACAGUUAGGACUGAGUCAUUGUGUUGUGAGGUCAUACAAGGACCAGGUUGGCGUUUUUGGUGGGAACCGUUUUUGAGUGGACAGUUAUUCCUUUACAAAUGGUCAGGAUAGUCCUCGAGAAUGCAGAUGUAACAAUUCUUGUUGGAAGCAUGCAAUGCCUUUCUACUCUGUGGAUAUCUUUGUGAAGCUGUACAUGUAUCAACUAUCAUUGAUUCAUGCAGGAGCAAUUUAAAGUGAAUUACUACCUUGAACUAUUACUUAGUCCAAUUCUGGAGAACUACAAAAUGGACAAUCUGCUCUGAGGCGUUUGAGCCGAGGUCGUGCAAUGGCCUGAGAAUUUCACAUUAGAAACUUUUAUUACUGUUCAGUGAUGACCAAAGCGUAAUCAAGGAUAAUAAGUUCAAGAAACAAAUGCUUUUUCGUCCUUAAACAUGGUUACAUGUUUUUAUUUCAUUGUUUAGGCCAUGCAGAGGUUUAGCUGAACAUUCAACAAGUGCACCUAAUGUGUAACUGCUAUGUUCUUUCGAACUGUGGACACAAUGGACAAUCACUUCUUGGUUCCCCAAAGGAAAUGUUGUUUGUUUGGUAACAUUCUUUCACCACUGUCCACUCCAGAGUGUUGAUUCUUGCUGCAACGGCAGUCGCUUCUUGUGCGUUGUGUCUACCUGCAACGGCAUUCGCUUCUUGUGUGUUGUGCCUACCAUUAUAUUUACAAGGAUCCACAUGUACAGUACCUGUAGGUUCUUUUGUCUGGUGUAUUAUAGGAGAGAACAUGUACUGUACUCAUACACACUCCAGUUCUUUCAACAAACUUCUUUUUGCCCCCAGGUUUCACGCAUGAAAGGUGAUUGUGAACCAAUCCUUGCUCAGCUUUUAGAUGAAACUACAAAACCAUUUUGUGAUCAGAGAAUUUUGAUUGCUUGACUUUAAUACUGAAUGAAUUCAUGUGUGUUUAGUCCCUACAUUUACCUGAUUUAUGUUAAUAGGUGUGCACCAGGAAAUAAACUUGAAAUAGCAUGAUUGCAAUUUAAUGUUUGUCAAUUGCACAGAGCUUUUUAACAGGUAUUGUAUGUAGUCUAUAGGUUUGCAUCUCAUAGAAAACUUAACGAGGAAUAUCAGUGCUGCAGAUUUUCCUAGCCGUGUGGAGCAACUUGCCUUCUGCAACAGUUGCAACAUAUAGAGUGACUGGAGAUUGUACACCUUUACCAAUAGCUGCAUCUAGUGCCUGCAAAGGCAGGACAGUGAUCUCCAAGGUCUUGAAGGACAUCAUCUUCUUCAGGGUAUCUGCAACAGGUGCAUCACCUGCUGGUGUUGAUGAUCCAGCAAGGUUCCACAACUUCACCAAUAGCUACAGCAGGACAGUGAUCUCCAAGGUCUUGCAGGAUAUUGUCUUCUUCGGGGUGCUUCAUCUGCAACAGGUGCAUCACCUGCUGUUGGUGAUCAUCCAGCCAGGUUCCUGCUGAGCUUCCUUGGGACACCUUUGACAGGUGCAGCUCCUGCAUGCAGCCUGUUCUGCUGAUCCAUUCCGAUUGUUCCUACAUGCUGCCAGCUAGCGUCCUGGAAACUUGGAUUGAUACUCUGGAUAUAUAUUCUGACAUCUGGGAGGACUCCUGGACAAGCAAGCCCACAGGUAUCUAGCGAUGCUGAAAAGAAAAAUUGAUUCCUAAGAUUUCUGAACACCUGCCUAAAGAAGCUACUCUCGCCACCCCUAAGAGACUUGCAUUCAGACGCACUCUGAGGUAGCGAUUACCAUGACAACCGUGCCCUGAGACACCAUCUAAAGCUAGAUCAUCAUCGUCGUAUCAUGAACUUGGAAUAUAUGUGAAGUCUCUGUGGUAGUUUGGUUUACCAGUAAAGAGAAACCAGUCUUUAUACCUUCAGGGAGAUAUUUCCUGUCUCAUAGAGAAGGAAAAUCUCAAGGCGAGGAGGAAACUAUUGUUAUUACCUGGAUGUCCGUUCGUGGACCCUCGGAGCAUGUUUGGUUGCCAUAGCAAAGCCAUUUCCGUCGCAGAGGAAGAAGGAUUUGGACCAAACUUGACAAAAAUCUGCCUAAUCGCAGCCGAGGCCAUCCGUUCCCACUCACUAAAGCUUGCGUACUUUGAAGCACCUCGGGUAAUGUGACUGCCAUGUACCACUUUGAUACAUUGUUGAUGAAUCUCAAGUGUCAGCUUUGGUAAAAUUGACGCUAUCUUCAGUGGUUGAGUGUACCAUCCUUCUAUAAAGUGGUGGGCAACUGUUCUAUAAAAGGCCAUUGUCUUUUAAUUUGUUCCUGCAUGUACUUUUGACCCCAAUGGCAGGCCAUUGAAACCUGAAAGUUGCCAGAUAGCGAUCUAGAGACAACCAAAAUUAUCUGCUAAAGAUCGUUGGUUUGGACAUGAUGGGAAUAACCCUGACAAUAGCAGGAUAUCAAAUGUGUCAAAUAAAAGCAUUCUCUGAUUAUUAGAGUCAAUGAACUUUGAAGAGUCAAAACUCGGCACUAAUCUAAAGGCAGAAAAAAACAAAAAAAUUUCUGACCUAAAAUAAUUGAACUGCUAAUGAAUGAAUUAAAAUGUAGGGUGCCCUUUGCAUUGGUUAAAAUAUUUCAGAGUUUAAAAAUCUUCUUUGGAUGAUUUGGGGGAAGCAGAACAUGUUUCUAAUCUGAUUAUCCCACAUAAUUGGAAUGCUUGAAAGCUUCUUUUAAUGCUCAAUAUCCCAGUAAGAAAUAUAAUUUUUAGGUCAGUAGUCGUUUUCUCAGCUUGGCAGUAUUUUGUUUACUAUUUACAAUCUAUUUGGUGGAAUUCCAAUUAGCAAACGAGCUUCAAGAGGAGCAUCUUGUGGGAUGCUUUAGGGUGAAGUCAGGGCCACCAUUCUAAUCGAUUCAGUCCUUUUGUCUAGCCUGUGCAGAACAUAACCGAAGGCCGAGCAUAUUCCAUGUGGGACAGAAUCAACAGAGACAGGAAAAGGCUUGGAACCACUUAGGCGCUAAAAAUACCUGGCGAUGUUUGCGUUAGGAAAUUCUACCUGGUGGCAGAUAGAAGGGCAAACGUUUGCAACGUGGAGAAACAUUUUUUUGACAUGAUCAGGAAAUACUUGAGAUCAACAGUGAGAUCUUUGUCAGCUUGUACUUGUGAUGAAAUUGAGAACCAGUGAAGGCUCAAAGAAGACAAAAUUGACAGUGUUUGUGUUUAAUCUAAAAGGGACAUCCUGUCCUGUCAUUCAACAUUGAUGUAUCAUGUGAUGCAUUUGGAGAUAAAAAGAAAUGUUUGAAUAUAAUUGAUCCAAGACUGAACCAUGAGCAAAAGCUUUCCUUUAACAUAUUUUUUAUACAGGCACGUUAAAGGCAUAUUGCCAUUUAAAUUGGUAAAGAAGUGGUCAAUAUAAAUUCUAAAAGUACAUGAUGAAUUCCCACAGUCAUGCAAUAAUUAGCAGAUCUUGAAGGCUGUUGUUAAAACUAAAUCGCAAUGGAGGCACUUUUAAAAAGGCGAGCCACCAUGGAGAUAACAGAGAAUGGCUACCUCAUACCCAAUGCACACCUGGAUCAAUCCAGGCAGCACAGCUCCUUCGCAAAGUUGGACAGCCCUGCUACUGACCCUGCAGAUGACCAUCACUACGAACAUUUGGAUCCAGCAAAGUCGAGGCGAAAGAAGGGACGCACUUGGCGAAUUUUCGGAGAAGCGAAACGUAGGUCGCAAUCCCUUGGUCCCUCGGUCGGACAGCUGAUCCGUCGAUCUGUUGCGUCAAGUGAGCUGGAUUUGGAGAACCAUCGCACCUCCAAGUCAAAGACCACAAGGCACAAGAUGAAGUUGACUGAUAUUGUGAUUGUUGGUUCUGAGGGGGGAGGCCAAGAAGAGUCUCAAGUCUGUAGCUACAGGGGUCGAAAGAUGUCAAGUUCUUUGCCAUCUCCUGAAGGAAGUUAUUCUGUUAAUUCAGAAAUGUUUUAUGAGAGGAACGGUGGAGGGUUGGCGUCUCCUUUGAAUAGGAUACCAAGUAUUGGAUCGCUAGCUGCGGCUUCCACUCUGCCUCGAGGUAGGGAAGGUCAGCCUGCGCUUCCGCCGAGGCGCUACAGUGAAGGAAGGACACUGGUCUUGCAGCAAUCGCUGGACGAUUUUGCCUUACCAUCACGAACCCUGAGCGAACCAUCGGCAAGUUCAGCUGUGAUGGACGAUGAGCUGCAGCUUCUGAGACACAGGGUUGAAGUCCUUGAGAGGAGGUUGGCAGGAGAGUUAGAUUCUGAGGACUUCAAUAUAUUGCUUGAUGAUAGAGGAGAAUCGUCAACGGAUGAUAGAUCUGAGCACCAUCAGAUGCCAUCAGACUUGGAACAAAACACAUCGUCUAGAAGCUCUGGCACAUUUAGUCGGAGAAGGAGCUCAAGGUAUGCUAACCGGAUCAAGCGACAUUCGACUCCCAACCAACCAGUCAUUGAAACUUCUGCAGCUUCUACUCCCUCUCAGGCACAUCCUCAUGGAAGCUCUAAUGAAAGCAAGGAUGGUGAUAGAACAGGUAUCCCCCUCCAGAGACUAGAAUCCACCCAAAGCGAUGAUGUGUUCAUGGAUGAUACUUCUUCAAUGCCUCAGCGUUCUAGAUCAUGUCAAAGCAUAGAUAACCCUCCUAGAGUCGGCAAUCUCAAAGACAACACCAAGGGGCAGGACCCUUCCAGGGUCAAGAACCUUGGGUCCUACAAGAUCGAAAGAACCUCUGGUGCCCUUGUACUGAACAAAGUUAAAGAUCUGGGUGUUUCUCUUGCUUUGGACCAUCCUGCAGAAGUUCCAUCCGUUGUGCCAGACACCAUAUCUCUCACCACUCCUGGUGAAUCUACAACAGACACUGUGAAUGAAGGUGUCAUGCAACCUGCGAGAAAUUCAAGGGAACAAGUUGCCAUGUGUGAAACAAGACAGGCAUUUGUGGGGCAGGACAGAGCUACUGAAAUUCAGGAUGACUAUGUGAGUCGGACCCAGGCCAAGACCAAAAUGGCGAUGGAGCUACCCUUUGGGAAGACCAACGGGACCGCCAACGGGACCAGAACUGUUCCCAACGGCACCCUUGAAAGUCCUUCCCUCCCAGCGGCCCCGGAUAGUCCUGAUCUCGGGGAGCUGAUCAAUAUUAGAAUCAAGAUAGCCGAUACAGAAAUACAGAAAUCUGUAUGCUUCAGAAAAGAUGAGCGUAUAUGGAAUAUGAAGCAACAUAUUUUACAGUGCCCCGAUGUGGAGCUGCCAGACAGCCGUAACCAUGGUUUCUACAUGCUUCCCCAGAACAACAAAGCCGGCAAAUUUCUGGACGAGGAGCGUUUGAUCAGCGACUAUCCAAUAGAUAAAAAGAGACCCUACCUCGAGUUCCGGUACAAGAAGAGGGUCUACCGGCAGCUCAACCUGGAUGUGAACACUCUGAGGAAGUUCCAUACCAAGUCCACUCUGAAGCAGUUCAUGGACCACGUACGCAACCGCCACGUGGACAAGAUCAACAAGCUGGCCGACAAAGGGCUGGACCCAAACUUCCAUGAGGAGGCCACAGGAGAAACUCCCCUGACGAUUGCUGUUUCCAUGGACCGAUGCGAGGACGUUCUCAAGGCUCUGGUCAACGGGGGCGCUCAUCUAGAUUUCAGGAAUCGGCACGGCUUCACCCCGGUCCAUCGUGCGGUCCAGAAGGGCAACGUCAAGUCUCUUGAUAUCCUCCUCGAUCUUGGGGCAUCCCCAAACUCCAAAGACGACAGAGGCCUGUCGCCGCUUUACUACAGCAUCGUCACUGACUCAGGAACGCACAUCACAGAGUUACUCCUCAAAGACUGUGCAGAGGUCUCGCCUGUAGAUAGCCAGGGUUGGGGGCUCAUACAUUAUGCAUGUCGCUAUGGGCGUGUCCGAGCUCUCAAACUCCUCCUCCUAUACGGCUCUAACCUCUCAUUGGUCAACGAGGCAGGUAACACGCCCCUCCAUGUCAGCGCCCUCUACAGUCAGGAGGAGUGCGCGCUCAUGCUGAUGGACAGGGGGGCCGACAGAGUGGCCAAGAACAAGGCCAACCAGACACCCUUCCAGGUCGCCAUCUUGGCCAACAAUUUUGAGUUGGCCGAGUUGAUACGAAAUCACUCUGGUCAGAUUCUUGGUGCGUAUACCAAAAAACUUUCCUCACACGACACGCCCACCUUCAGCAAGCGAAGACGAUGGGCCAACUACGUCAACCAGACCCAAUCACUGAGCCAGGUCAGAGGUCAGGCAUUCCUGGAGCAGAGUGAGGACAAGUACGGACCCCAGUCCCGUAUGUCCCUCGCUACCAUACCCGGGUCUCCGGAAAAGAAAAGCCUUAGCAACGGAUCAGCAGGUGGGGCGAGUACCCAGAAAGCCCCCAUGAUACACAGGAGAAUAAAGGAAGCCCCUAAGGGGCGUUACUACAUCGCUAAGCAGAACUACUCCGCUCAAGAGGUCGGUGAACUGUCCUUACACAAGGGUGAUCACGUAGAAGUGACGGCGAUCGGUGAAUACAACUACUGGCAGGGAUCAGUCGCACAUAGCAUGGGAUGGUUUCCAUCAUAUUGUGUAGAAGCAGUUUCACCCAAAUACAAGAAAAGCUCCAGCAAGCUGAAUCUAGCCGAAGAUGUUCCAAUUUCAAACAGUGUGCCCUCGUUUGAUGGAGCUGAACAAGAGCAGAACUCCGAUCCUAGAAUCGCUUGUGUUCAGAGGGGGAAGAAGGGCUUUGGCUUUGUCCUUCGUGGAGCUAAAAGUCCUCAGGGCGGAGCAGUAUCCUUCACCCCUACCAAAGACUUCCCCGCCCUCCAGUACCUGGAACAUGUGGAUAAGGGUAGUCCUGGAGACAAGGCGGGGCUCAAGAUGGGAGACUUCAUAUUAGAGAUUAAUGGUGAAGAUGUAUCGUCAGCCCCUCACCAGUAUGUGGUCAACCUGGUGGUCAGCUCACCAGAUACCAUUGUCAUCAAGAUCAUCACGGUGCCCAACUCCAAGGCGUAUUCCUGGCUCAAAGAGGGCGGCACACUCAGACGAUCAGGAAACGGUCCGCAUCUUCCAAUAAGCACACCAGCCACCAAAUCAAUCGCCAUCUCCAGUCAAGACCAGAAUUCCAACAGUCCAAGCAUUCCUGUCAGCACACCAACAACAAGGUCUAUCUCCAUCUCAAGCCAAGAGCAACAUGCUGUUGAUGAACUGGACAAAGCAAUAGACAGCGCAAGCACAACUCCAAAGUAUGUUUCACCUGCAUCUUCUCGUUGUUCCAGUAUACAAGAAGAUGAGCCUAAAACCGCAUCGAUACGCAAGCGUCCCAUCAGGCAAGUGAGUCAGCAACAACUUAAAGGAAUAUUCCAGCGACAGGGGAGUUCAUCAAGCGAGACCAAUCUGAAUUCCAUGCCAGACGAUGCCUUUGUUCAAAAACCAGCAGUGCCUGUUCUACCCUCAUCCAAAUUUAACACAGUUGCAAGAAUGUCGAACUCUAAAUCUCCACGUCAACAGAGCCUGGAGGAGAUCCACAGUUCAGUAGCUCGCAGGAGCUCUGGCGGGUCAGAUUCAGCAGUUUCGUCAUUGCAUUCAUCGCCCGCAUCGUCAAAUUCGUACAUGACAGCUUCAAGUGUCACGGACAGUGCUGUGCAUUUGAAAACGGAGCGUACAGCUUCCAAUCCCUCCCUAGCGAUGGACUUAAAGAAUGUGAGCCCAAAAUCGUUGCAAGGAACUGCUAAGAAGCCAAGUCCUAUGCCUCCAACGAGGUCCCAGUCCCUUAUGGAUAUCUCUAUUGCAAACUCAGUGAAUAAUUCACCAAUGUUGAGACGUGCCGGUGACGGUGACACCCUCCAGAGACGGCCCAUCGGGAAUGGUGUAUCACCUAGCUCUUCUACAAUGGCUGUCGAAAUCGAGGUUCACAGGUCUGCAAGUGGAAAUGACUCAAGUGAUGAUUCAUCAAGUACAGGUUCCUUUGCCAGUGCCAUUGCGCUAGCAGCAGCCAAAAUGGAAAAGAAGAAAGAGAGCGAAGAACCAACACCUCAGAAAUCCUCUGCCUUUGAGAUGGCCAUGGCUGCUAAACAAAAUUAUGCGCAACCAACAGGGGAAGGGCAGAACUUGAACCGUAAUCAAAAUCAAAAUGUUGAGAGUCCUUCGUCAACGCAGGUUGCGCUGCAAGAAGCUAUAGCAAAACGAAAGCAAAGACUUGAAUCAGUAAGCGAUAAUAAAUCGGGUAAUAUAGAGGAUACGAUACGCAAGUAUAAACAGCAAGAUAGAGCUGCGCGACCUAAAACGGGGCAGGCUGCCUUCUUGGAUGCGAUCGCUAAGAGGCGAAGCAUCGUGGAAUCGCAGAGCCCAAGCUCCGAGGAGGAAUCAUCGAGUGAGUCCAUGCCCAGCUCACCGAUGGGUCGAUUCCCACCCGUGAAGCCUUCAAAUGCCCGGAAGACCAGUCCUGCAAAUAAUUCCAGACCAAGCGGAAAUCAAAUCGCCGAAGCUGCUAGUGCCAUGCAGAACAAGAUUGCUAGCAGACCACCAAUAAAGGAAGAAAAGAGUCGGCAUAAGAAUGUCAUCCGUGUGUCCCCAAGAAAUAAGAAUGAAGACUCCACGGACAGUUCGGAUGGCGACGUUCCACCCAUCUCGGUUAAAAACUUGAAGCAGAGCUUCGAGAAAUCGAAGAAGCUCUCACCUCGCGAUUCCAAAGCGCUGUUACUUUCCCCUGUCAGGGAGGAUGAAACCUUUUUAAACUCCCCAAUUCCACCUCCACCUGCCUUCCUGGAGAACGACACGUCCAACCUGACCUCCGAGAAUAUGACCCCAGAGAACUCACAUCAACUGGACAUUGAUAUACUGCCUCCUCCACCAAGUUUCAUAGAGGACGGCGACCAGGGCAAGUUCCGCCGUGAACAACCGUUCGACACGGCCAGCAUGGUGUCAUCGGUGUCAUCGGUAUCGACGAUGUCGAGCUACAGCACGAUGUCAACAGAUCCGAGCAGUAACGAUGGUUUUGAACCGAUCGGAGAGGAGUCGCACAGCAACAGCAACACCUUGAGGUCGGAUGUUUCAUCAUCCGGGUCGUCAUCUUCGACGCUGACGAUGAUGUCGACGGGAGAGACCAAUGAUAAUUGGAUUAAGGCGGCGCCCCCUGUUGCCACGAAGCCGUCUAAGAAGAGUCUGAUCAACGACAACGACAUCACCAAUGGGGUUACCAAUGGCAACGAUAAUCACAACCCAUCUCAAGCUAUAAAGAGCGUGUCAGAAUGGACGGUAGAAGACGUGAGCGAUUGGCUUGAGGAGCUGAACCUUGGUGAGUACAAGGAGAGCUUCACAGACAAUGCAAUCAGCGGGGAGCAUUUGACCUCUCUCGGCAAGGAAGACCUUUCGGAGCUGGGGGUCAAGAGGCUAGGUCAUAGGUUAACCAUCAUCAAAGCGCUUCAAAAACUGCAGAAUCAGUGAAUUCCAUGAGGUUUCCUCAGAGUGGGGAGCAUUUGACCUCUCUCAGCAAGGACGACCUUUCAGAGCUGGGGGUCAAAAGGCUAGGUCAUAGGUUAACCAUCAUCAAAGCUCUUCAAAAACUGCAGAAUUAGUGAAUUCCGUGAGGUUUCCACAUAUUUUGUAUCAUGACAUUAUAUUGUACUUUUGAAAUUUACUUGAAUAGAUGACACACGUGCCUGUGAUGAUGAAGAGGUCAUUUCAAGGGUCAAAGGGGAAAGGUCGAAUGUCAUCGGUGCAUCCAUAGAUGCAUGUAUAGGGAAAUCUAUUUUGCUUUACCCUCUCACAUCGUCUAAUAAUAAUAUGCUCUUCUGUAUGACUUCUCUCAGAAGAUGUGAUGGUAGACGGGUCAAGGGUCAAAGUUUGGGGGUCAUUAUUUGGAUCCUUUAAACAGAUGAAAUCCAUAUGUGGCUUUUUAUACUACUCUAUAGAAUGAUGGGCUGUUAAACUGCUAGCGUAUGUAUCCCAGUUUAAUAAAUAUUAUUGUGUUAUAGCCUGCAGGUAUAGAGGUCAAGUGUAAACAGCAUUCUUAAAAGGUAUAAUACAAAAUUGCAAUCUCCAUUUGUGAUAACAUAUGUUCAAGUAUCACAGGGGUUGGUUUGAAAUUACACAUCGUCUGCAUUGCACACACACCCACACAAAAUAUUCAAGUUGUCUUCCCUUCACACAAAUCGAACCUUCCUUUUCAACUACAUUUCAGAAAAUUAGGGAUGUAGAUGUUAUUGUUGUGCGUUGUAAAUCUUGAGCUGCAAAACAAUUGAUCUGUUAUUAAAGGCUAAGCCAAAAUGGGCUUCAUAAUGUAGUGGCAUAACAAGUCUUUUUGACAGAACACCAUUAAAAUACAAAUUGGUAUUCUAAGUGGUUAUCUGCAGUGUACCAAUAUAUGAUCCAUGGAAGGGUACAUUUUCUUUGCAUGGGGAGAUUGAGUGCAGAUACAUUGUCAAUUAUCUCAUCCAUAAAUCUUUUUUGUUAGUCUUUUAGGAAUUGCAGAGUAGACCAAUUUCUGAAUUGUCCCUUGUCCCACACAAAAAAGGAGAUACAUUUCCAAAGAUACACAAGAGUAUACAUAAAUGUGCAUUCAUAUUUGUAAUUUAUUUGUACUUUUGUAACAAUCUGAAAUUUAAGUUAUGUGUCUUUAACAAAUGAAUUUCCAAACUACCUUGCUAUAGAAUAUGUCAUUAUUAUGAACCAGUCCAAAAAAUUAUUGUGUUUUAUGUUUUAAAAUAAAUUCCCAUCGUAAGAUGAUUGAGGUUUUUUUAAGUUUAUUGAUUUCAACUCAGUGGAACUAAAAUAUUUUUGCUGUGAUAAAUAGAAAUAGUUAACAACUUUUGAAUGAUUAAUAUCCUGGUUUAGCUAUAUGAACAUGUAGAUCAUAUGAAAUCCACAAAAUUUAAUGGGAGCCAGUAACUACUGUGAAAUCCAAUUUUAGAUUAGUAUCGGUGGUGUGCAUGGAAUUUCAAAUGUGUCUUCCAAGAGUGACUUUUGAUCUAGCUUUAACAUUAAUUAAUCUCUAGUCAAGAGAGUUAACAUUAUAGAAGUGGAGAAUGAGAAUAAUUAAUGCCAAUUAGAGGAGGGAAAUGUGAUUCAUUUACAUUUAAACACUUGACUUCUUUGGGUUUAAAGAUUGCACAAUGAAAAUAUACAUUAAAAUGGGUAGAUGCACAGUUUGUUGCUAAAAAACUUUUGAUUUAAUUUGAAUGAGGAAAAAAGCUCUCCUAUAAAAAAUAAUAAAACUGCUUUUAUUAAGGAUGCAAAGCUAGUGAUAUGUCUUUUUGAAGUAUCUACCUUGAUCUCAAAAUAUUGGUAGUUUCUCACUUUAUAAAAUGAUUGAAAGCAAAAAAAUAGGUCUUAACAAUUCAUAGUUUUUUGUAAGGGGGUGAAACUAAGCAUUGUAGUAGACCUGUCAUGUUCCAUUUUCUCCUUUUUGUCACGAGAUUUCAUAUUCCAUAUUCUUAAAAAUACACUCAAGCAUAAUAUAGUGACAUGUUUUGAACGAUUAUUAAGCCACAUUUUUUGUUUAAGGCAGAACACAUUUCUAUCAUUCCUGUACGCUUCCUAUCUGUACUGUGCUGUUAAUAAUAUUGCUUUCGUAUGAAUCAUUUCCAAUUGUCACUUGUCUCUGUUUUAAAUGAAGGUGGUGAAUCGAUUUUGCAGGCCUACUCGGUAAAAUCCAUAAAUCAGUUGUAUAAUUAUUUAUGACGAUAUUAUACAAUGUCAUAGGAGUGUGCAAGCUUUCUGUAGCAUCCUCUGUACAAUAAUGUAAAUCUGACUUUUUAUUUUUUAGUGGGAAUGAUAGGUUCUUGGCAGAUUUGCCAGUACUCAAUAAUUUUACACUAUUCUUUUUCAUUUAUUUAAAAGAAUUAUGGAACAUUUAUGUUGUAUUACUGCAGUAUGGCAAAUUUUAUGUGUUUUCUGGAGUUUGCAAAAUUCAGACACUCCCUGUUAUCAAUUUUAUAAGAUAAUUUUCAAACACAAGAAUAUAAAUUUAUCAUUAUCACUGCACCAUUCCAGUUGUCAACUCAUAAUCAGACUUGAAAUUACAAAAAAUAGAAGACAAAAAUAGUAAUGUCUUAUUUAUAGAGGUGCAAUCCUACAGAUUCGCAAUUCAACUUCUAAAGAAUGCCUGACAAAACAGGAUAGAAACUGGUUUAUUAUCCAGAAGAAAUGUUUGAUUAUUGAAAUAAACUGUUUGAUUAAGAUUUAAUUGUCUUUGCGAUAUAAAUACAGGUACAUAGAGUGUGAGGAAUACAGUGAGGAAUUAUUAUUUUCAGAUGAUGGUGCAAAAUAAUCAUGACCUGAAUUUUCUAUUCAUCCAGUAUCUGCUAAUUAAUUAUGAUCGGUAUCACCAUAGUCUCUUGUAAUGCUGACUUGUAGACUGUAUGUCAGCGAUACAGUGAGGAAUUAUUAUUUUCAGAUGAUGGUGCAAAAUAAUCAUGACCUGAAUUUUCUAUUCAUCCAGUAUCUGCUAAUUAAUUAUGAUCGGUAUCACCAUAGUCUCUUGUAAUGCUGACUUGUCCAUCAUAUCACAAAUUAGCUUUUCACAAGCAGUCACAAGCCUGCAUUGUCCUCGUAUAUCCCUACAUCAUCUUUAUAUUUACAGGCAUUAGUGACAAAACGCUAAAUAUAAUAUUCUAUUCCUAUAUGUCUGUUUCAUAUAUAUAAAAAAUGAAAACAAUGUUAGUCUUCUUUUUUUCUUCAAAUAUGUAGAAGCAAUUCUUUCUUUUCUGGAAUUGCAUUUUGUUUGAAGUGAUGUUUUGUAAUAACCUCUCUUGUGUAUCAUCUCAUUAUAUAUAUGUAUUAUUCAGUUGCAUUUGUGUUGCAUAUUAUUUGCAUUUGUUUACUUGAAUUCCGUACACCCUAUAUAUGUAUUUAUUUCAUUACAAAAUUUGUCUAUGAUAUUUAUUGGUUUAUACUUUAUAUACAUGUGAAGUUGCAGAGAAAGUAUAAGAUUUAUUAAUGCUGUUGCAUGAGGAUUAAACAAUUAUGGAAGGACAUGCAGAACUCUAUGUAAAUAUUGGUGAAUUGUCAUCUACAGAAAUACUUUUAAAAUACCUAAAUCAAUAAUUUUGUGCAAAGAUAAUGAAACAAAAUAAAUUAUAUAAAUUGCUAUUACAGAAUAAUGUGUACUUGAAAAAGUGCUAAUUGAUAAGAAAAUAUGACAGAAUAUUUUGUUUGAUUAUAUAUGUAAUUGAUUUUGAAAGAAAAAGAUAACUUUUGAUGAUAUAAUAUGAGCGGGCUUCUCUUGUAUAAAAUGAUAUUGAAAAAAUGUAUUUAUGUAUUAUGUGAAUUCAGUUCUAGGAAUUCAAGAUGUUCAUAUACCUUGCCUCUUACGUUUUUGAUUGAUUUCAACUUUUUUGUGACUAUUUGAAACCGGAAAUUCAGAAAUUAUAUACAAAGCCAUGAUACCUGUAAAUCUUCCCUUGUAAUGAUUAUGUUUUAUAGUCGUAGUUAUCAUGCAUUGGAUUCUGAUUUCAUUCUGAAAAGACAGGAAGAUUAAAGAAAUAAAAAAGAGAUAUGAAAAAGUUUAUUCUUAUAGUCAAGAGAAAAUAAAUUUGGAAAAGAUGCUA